Molecule: messenger RNA, 1197 nt
Organism: Salvia miltiorrhiza (redroot sage)
Lineage: Eukaryota; Viridiplantae; Streptophyta; Magnoliopsida; Lamiales; Lamiaceae
Product: phenylcoumaran benzylic ether reductase TP7-like
Exons: 4
Coding region: 164-1084 (306 amino acids)
Molecular function (GO): oxidoreductase activity
Source: RefSeq, a predicted model, not a curated record
AAAUUACUAAGAAAUUCAUCAAACGAAGACUUAGCAGCAAAAUCAUGAUGCUACCUUCCUAUUUAAAUAAUGUUCUCAACUCCACAAUUCCAUCAAACUCAGUAAAUCUUAAGCAAACUUUUCAAGAAAAGAAAAUUCAAGUAGAGAAGAAAAAGAAGAAGAAAUGGCAGAGAAGAUUUUGAUAAUCGGUGGAACAGGGUACAUUGGGAAAUUCGUAGUUGAAGCCAGCGCUAAAUCUGGGCAUCCCACUUUUGCUUUGAUGAGAGAGGCAUCCCUCUCUGAUCCAGCCAAAUCCGAGCUCGUCGAGAACUUCAAGAAAUCUGGUGUCACCUUCCUAAUUGGGGAUCUGAAUGAUCAUGAGAGCUUGGUGAAGGCUAUAAAGCAAGUGGAUGUGGUUAUAUCAACCGUAGGCUUCAUGCAGAUUGCCGAUCAAUAUAAGAUUAUUGCUGCUAUUAAAGAGGCUGGAAAUAUCAAGAGGUUCUUACCAUCAGAAUUUGGGGGUGAUCUGGAUCGUUGCCGUGCCGUGGAUCCCAUAAACCAAAAUUUCCAGCUAAAGAUACAACUCCGCAGAGCAAUAGAGGCAGAGGGCAUUCCUUACACCUACAUCGUCUGCAACUUGUUUGCCGGCUACGCCCUCUCCAAUUUCCUGCAGCUGGGCGCCACUGCUCCUCCCAGAGACAAGAUUGUUAUCCCCGGAGAUGGAAAUGUUAAAGCUGUGUUCAACGAGGAACAUGAUAUUGGUGUAUACACCGUGAAAGCUUCGGUUGAUCCCAGAACAUUGAACAAGAUCCUCUACAUUAAGCCUCCUCAAAACAUAUAUUCAUUCAAUGAGUUGGUUGCCUGCUGGGAGAAGAAGAUCGGCAACACCCUAGAGAAGAUAUACGUGGCAGAGGAUGAGCUUCUGAAGCAGAUUGAGGAGUCGCCGAUGCCGGUGAAUGUGAUAUUGUCGAUCAACCACUCCAUAUUCAUAAAGGGAGAUCAGACCUACUUUGAGAUCGAUCCAAAGGUUGGGGCAGAGGCUUCCCAACUCUAUCCUGAGGUCAAAUACACGACUGUGGAUGAGUACAUCACUCAGUUUGUGUAGUAUAACCUCAUUGGAUAAUGUUGUUUUGAGAGACUUUUCUUAUGUUUUCUUGUCGUAUUACAUGUAUAAAUAAGUGCGCUGCACGUUAAUAAAUUUUAAAUAUUUCAACUUCA